GAACGGAGUGGUUGUAGCAUGAUACAGUGCGUGACUCAUAGCCUUCUCCAUUCUUCUCCUACAGACUAAGAAGAAGAAAAAACUUCCUUCCGUUUUCACACUCAACCUUCGUUUUUCCUCACUCUAUUUCUCUCUCCUGCUUUGAUAAUGUAAAAGAAGUUCUCCAAAUCCCAGAAAAAUCGUCUUUGAUAUCAUAGAAGCUUACACUCAUACAUAUAGUUUUCUGUUUCAGACGCUCAUGGCUCUGUUUGGGCUCUCUCUGUUCACUCUGUUUUCUUUGACCCACAUUGCUCUGCUUUCAACUCUCUGUUCCGCUGCAGACCCCACCGUCUCCUAUGACUUCCGAGUCUCUUACAUCACCGCCUCCCCGCUCGGCGUUCCUCAGCGGGUUAUAGCAGUUAAUGAGAAGUUUCCUGGUCCUCCUAUCAAUGCUACUACAAAUAACAAUGUUAUUGUUAAUGUACAGAAUGAAUUGGACGAAGAUCUCCUCCUUACUUGGUCUGGGAUCCAAAUGCGGCGCAAUUCAUGGCAGGAUGGUGUUCUUGGCACAAAUUGUCCAAUCCCUCCUAAAUGGAAUUGGACUUAUCAGUUUCAAGUUAAGGAUCAGAUCGGGAGCUUCUUCUACUUCCCAUCUUUAAAUUUUCAGAGAGCAGCAGGGGGUUUUGGUUCCUUUCAUAUUAAUAACAGGGAAAUUAUUGCAAUUCCUUUUAAUAAGCCUGAUGGGGAUAUCUUCAUUACUAUUGGUGACUGGUAUACGCGAAACCAUACGGCACUGAGAACUGCUCUUGAUGCUGGAAAAGACCUCGGGAUGCCAGAUGGAGUUCUUAUCAAUGGGAAGGGGCCUUAUGAAUAUAACAAUACCCUAGUACCUGAUGGGAUUCAGUUUGAAACCAUCAACGUUGAUCCAGGAAAGACUUAUCGAUUACGUGUGCACAAUGUUGGUAUUUCAACAAGUUUGAACUUCAGAAUUCAGAGUCACAAUCUGCUUCUAGCUGAAACAGAGGGUCAUUAUACAAUGCAACAAAACUAUACAAACUUUGAUAUUCAUGUCGGACAGUCAUAUUCAUUUCUUAUUACCACGGAUCAGAAUGCCAGUAGUGACUACUACAUUGUUGCAAGUGCAAGGUUUGUAAAUGAGUCACUUUGGCAAAGGGUUACUGGUGUUGCUGUCUUACACUAUUCCAACUCUAAAGGUCCAGCAAGUGGUGCUCUCCCUGACCCUCCCAAUGAUGUUUAUGACAAGACAUGGUCGAUGAACCAGGCAUUGAGUAUCAGGCAAAAUGGAUCUGCAAGUGGAGCUCGCCCUAAUCCUCAAGGAUCAUUUCACUACGGUUCAAUUAAUAUCACCGAUACAUACGUGUUAAAGACAGUGCCACCACAGAUAAUCAAUGGGAAACUGCGAGCUACACUAAAUGGCAUCUCAUUUUCCAAUCUUACUACACCAAUCAGGCUUGCUGAUCAGCAUAAAGUUAGGGGAGCCUAUAAGCUUGAUUUCCCCAAUAAGCCACUAAAUAGAUCCCUCCGAAAUGAUAUAUCUGUUAUCAAUGCUACAUAUAAGGGUUUUAUUGAAAUCAUUUUCCAGAACAAUGACACCACAGUGCAGAGUUUUCAUUUGGAUGGAUAUUCCUUUUUUUUGGUUGGGAUGGAUUAUGGUGAGUGGACUGAAGACAGCAGAAAUAGAUACAAUAAGUGGGACGGAAUCUCUCGCUGCACUGCACAGGUUUUCCCUGGUGCAUGGACGGCAGUGCUCGUCUCACUUGACAACCCCGGGGCAUGGAAUCUUAGAUCACAAAACCUUGAUAGAUGGUAUCUGGGCCAAGAGACAUAUUUGAGAAUUGUGAAUCCAGAGGAGAAUGGUGAAACAGAGUUUGGUGCGCCCGAUAAUGUUCUGUAUUGUGGUGCCCUAGCCUACUUGCAGAAGGAACAGAAGCACUCUUCUGCAACAUCAAUUUCCGGAGGAAAUAUCAAGCUCUUCUCCCUGCUAAUGGCAUUCUUCACUUUGGUUUUGUACUUUUAGAUGAUGAAUUUAUUGGUGGCUAUGAGUUUUUCUCUCUCCUCAUAUUAAGGAGCUUCUAGAGGUCUCCAUAUUUUAGGAGAUGGAUAAGGAGUAUGGUUGGAGUUGUAUUUUUCCAAUUCCUUCUUAAAAUUUGUCUAAGGAGGUAGUUUAAGGAGUCUAUUGUGGAUGCUCUAAGGAUCGUAUAUAAGGCCCUUACUAUAGAAUGACUCUAGAUAAGUGUUUCUUUAAAUUUUGCUAUGAUUAGACCGGCCCUAGAGUUUCAUGAAGCUUUUAGGCCCGUUGGUGGCCCAUAUAACAUCAAAAUUUGCACCCUCAAUAACAGG
Molecule: messenger RNA, 2340 nt
Organism: Prunus mume (Japanese apricot)
Lineage: Eukaryota; Viridiplantae; Streptophyta; Magnoliopsida; Rosales; Rosaceae
Source: RefSeq, a predicted model, not a curated record